Messenger RNA from Soboliphyme baturini, 1060 nucleotides. The record is from the annotation of a GenBank genome assembly. Lineage: Eukaryota; Metazoa; Nematoda; Enoplea; Dioctophymatida; Soboliphymatidae.
GUGAAUAACGACGAUCUGGUGCCUUAGACAACAAGAAGUUCCACUUAACAAAGAAGUUACGCUUGUUUACUUCACCAUUAGUUUUACGAAUAAUGCUGAUUUGAACAAAGAUUCGUUGCUGGCCAUUGUGCAGAAGAACGCUGAGAAUUUCGGUUAUUCUUGGACUAACGUCACUCAAGUUGACAAUUAUGAAAUUGGCAGUGAAACGGCCAAAACGAGCAGCCGGAACUGCACAGCUUCACAUAGCGAAGGUUGGAAUGAGGCAGCCCGCAUACUCAGAACCGGAAUGAACAUUUCAACUGAUCCAUGCGACGAUUUCUAUGAUUUUAUGUGCGGCGCGAUGGAAUCCAGUGACUCGCUCGAUGACUUAACACUGUUUGAAAAGAUGCAGCAGAAAAUCGAUCGGAAUAUUAUUGAAUUUUUGGAAAGCAUCGAUACCGCUUCACAGAUACCUGCAAUUGAAAUGACCGCCAAAUUCUACAGGUCAUGUGUGAAUCACAGCAUGAACAAGGAAAGUCGUCGAAACCUUAUAGGUAUCAUCAAUGAACUGGGCGGAUGGCCCAUGCUAAAUUCAUCGGUCGCAACCACAUUCGCGACGGACGAAAUAUUUCGUCGUUUUGCUCGCAUUUUGCGUCUGGAAGGGAUACCAAUCAUGAUAAACCCUGUGAUUACUGUUGACUGGAAGAACACAACUCGUUGUAUGGUAAAUAUUUUUCCAGCCUUCCCUGUCGAUAUCCCUGAUGCCAGAAACUCUUCGAAUGACACGUCCGAGCAGAGGUUGUCGAACGUGAUGAACAACGUGAUUUCGAUGUUAGCGGAAGAGGAAGGUAUACCGCUGGAUGACAAACAGCUGGAGGCAGACAUCGAAGACGUGAUAACAUUUGAGAGGCAAUUGGGCGAUGGUGUUGCAACCGACGAGGAGACGUCACGAUUCAGCGAUUAUUACAACCUCUACGAUAUUGAGCAGGCAGAAAAGGAAUGGCCAGAACUAAACUUACGAACGUAUUUUCAAGAGCUCUUACCAGAUGAUCAGGAUAUCGUAAGCAGUGUUGUAAAUUAA